ACCUCUGGUUUCCGCCAGGGGGCGCUGACCUUUCAACCUACGCAUGACGUCAGACAAGUAGUCCGCCUUCCUCCCAGCUGUGACGCCAGAUACCAGAGGUUAGAACCGCCAUGUGCCAGCAGCAGCAGCCCGCUCGCACGCCGAAAUGUUUCGGCAACUCCGCCGCCAAAGCCCUGUCCAUCACCCAGGUAGUGUGCGGAGGUCUGGCCAUCGUCCUGGGCAUCGUUAUCAUCGUGCUUCGGGCUGGGAGCAGCUACACUGGGUAUCCGAUAUGGAUUGGAGCCCUGUUCCUUUCUACCGGGAUCGUCGGCAUAUUCGCGGCGGUCCGCAAGACUACAUGCAUGAUGAUACCCUUCAUGAUCCUGUCCAUCGUGUCCGCCUUCUUCACCUCUAUCAUGCUCGGCUUAGCGGCCACUGCGGUAGACUAUGAUCGAUACAGAUGGUGCUGGGAGAUCCAGGACUAUUGCAACGACACGGCUGCCCGUGUGGCGAUGGACGCGCUGCUGAUCAUCCUGGCCCUGCUGGAGGCUGGGCUGUCAAUCACCUCCUCCGUGAUGACGUGUUGUGCUGUCUGCCCCUGCUGUAGAGGUGACGGUCAGGAUACCUGCUGCAGCUGUGACGGCCAGCCUGGUUACCAGCCACCAGCAGUUGCCUAUCAGGUGGGAGCAGACGGCAGACUGGUCCAGAUACCCGGCCAGUACGUCAUGCAGGGGGGACAGCCCAUCGCCAUGACACCGUUCCCUCCAAACCAGCCACAAUACGCCACGGCCCUUCCCCCUGGAGCCGCGCCCCUUCUCCCAGGAGCUGCUGCCCAACAACCCCUACUCAUCACUCAGGCACCUGCCAACAUGGUUGCUGCCCAGGGGACCGCUGUACAGGGUCCCAAGCCACAAGGGAACGUUGUGCUUGUUCCGGCAGGGCAACAGGCGCAAGGAGGCGCUCGUGCACCACCUUCUCAGCCACAGAUGAUCCCAGCACUGCCAACUGUUGGACACGGUGGUAAUAUCCAGUACGUCCUCGCCACGUCCACCCCCAUCCCCAUGCCACAAGUCACGAGUCAGCAGCAGCCACGCGCACAGUCUGUGCCUCAGGUUCAGUUCCAGCAGCCUAUCGCCCCACAACCCGGGUCCUCCCCGUACCCUGUGCAGCCCCAACAGCAGCCGACCGUACCCCAGCACGAGACCUCCCCCCAACCCACCGCCGCGUCCCCGCCGCCUGGUUACCAGCCUACAGAUCCUGGAGCUCCUGCCGCGAACCAGGCUUUUCAGGAUGAUGAUGUCCCUCUCAUCGAUGAAUAAUGAAUGAAUGAAUGAAGACCUUUAUUGUACA
Messenger RNA from Branchiostoma floridae (Florida lancelet), 1329 nucleotides. RefSeq names its product mediator of RNA polymerase II transcription subunit 15-like. The transcript is spliced from 7 exons. Lineage: Eukaryota; Metazoa; Chordata; Leptocardii; Amphioxiformes; Branchiostomatidae. The coding region runs from base 111 to 1298 and encodes 395 amino acids. Gene Ontology annotation, cellular component: membrane. The record is from RefSeq and is a predicted model, not a curated record.